CACACACACACACACACACACACACACACUCGCGCGCGCACGCACAAAAGAUUGGAAAUGGUCGGACGUCGCAUUUCAACCGACACGACAACCGACGAGUUGAUAUCGUCUGACGUUUGAAAAUACCGCAGUCGUGACGGCUUACCCGACCGGUUUCGGCCGAGGCCUUCCGCAGAACUGGAAGGAGACCGGCACCGAGUCCUCCCAGGCAUGUCGCAGUAUGGAAAUCGAAACCGACGACUCUACCGCUGGGAAUAUGAACCGUUUUAUGACGGUUCGUCUCAGUCUCUCGACACGGGAGCCGGCAAAGUCAAGUGCAAGGCGUACAAGACGUCAAAGUCCCAGAUGUUCGUGCUCUACGUACUUUACAUCUUGUCGUUGGGUAUUCUCUACCUUUUCGUCCAGUGGUAUCCCCAACUGAAAGCCAUCUUGGGAUAUCGACGUGCACUUUUGCAAGACGCAGACACCAUACUCGUCAAGGACAAGCUCGGAAAAGUAACGAUGUGCCCGGUCGUGGACAAACCCGAACGGCAUUUCGACUACCAGCUCCAGAGGUACGUGUGGCACGUACAAACCACCUCGUUCAUCUUACUGGUCGGAAAGACAGGCUCUUUGAAAAAUCUUAUAAGUUCUGUGCAGGGUAUCUCGCAAGAACAGAGGAAUAUCGAUAUCGAGACGUACGGGAGCAAUGAAAUAAAACUUCAGGAAACGUCGGUUUGGAAGCUGCUCAUCAACGAAGUACUGAACCCGUUUUACGUCUUCGAAAUUUUAAGCAUAAUACUGUGGACGUUCGACGAGUAUUACCAUUACGCUAUUUGCGUCGUGAUCAUGUCCGCCUCGGCGAUAAUGGUCCUUCUUUACAACACAAAACGGCAAAACAAUAUGUUGAAAAAAAUGGUAGCACCUCCUAGAGACGACUACGUUAUUGUCCUUGAUGAUAAAGGAACACUGCAGUUGAUCAGUUCGUCGGAGCUGGUUCCUGGCGAUAUAAUUUCCAUUCCGAAGCAAGGCUGCCUCAUGACAUGUGAUGCCAUGCUCGUCACUGGGUCUUGUAUCGUGAACGAAUCUGUUUUGACAGGUGAGAGUGUUCCCGUAACGAAAAUCCCUCCUCCGCAUACAGACGAAGACUACGAUCCAGGGAUCCUCCACGCUAAGCACACGCUCUACUGCGGUACCCAGAUAAUACAGACUAGGUACUACAAUCAUGAUAAAGUUUUGGCAUUAGUGGUUCGCACCGGCAGCAUGACUGCGAAAGGCCAGCUUGUUAGAUCAAUAAUUUUUCCUAAAGGAUUCGGUUUCGACUUCUACAGGGACGCUAUCAAAUACAUAAUCGUAAUGUUUUUCAUAUCUCUGGUCGGCGUUAUCUGCUCAAUGUAUCUCUUUAUAAAUCAUGGAUCAGACUGGGAGACAGUGUUGCUUAGAAGUCUAGAUAUAGUUACAAUCGUAGUGCCUCCUGCUUUACCAGCUGCUAUGACUGUGGGGACGAUGUAUGCUCAAAAUCGUCUCAAGAAGAAAGGAAUCUUUUGCACUUCACCGCCUAGAAUCAAUGUCGCUGGAAAAGUAAAACUAGUCUGUUUCGAUAAGACGGGUACACUGACCGAAGAAGGUUUGUCCGUUUGGGGAGUGUUGACGUCUGAUGGGCGUUCCAUGAUCGAAAUAGAAGAAAAACCAGAAUCUUUGCCGAUCAUGUCGCCGCUACUUCACGCGAUGGCGUCCUGUCACUCCCUUACAAAAAUAGAAGGAGAGCUUUGCGGCGACCCUUUAGACCUCAGCAUGUUCAAAUCGACGGAAUGGGACCUGGUAGAGCCCGGAUUGGAGGUGAACAGAUUCGACCAGCUGACGCCGACCAUCGUGAAGCCGAUGCGGUGGCAGUUUGUAAAUACGUUAGAUCACACUGCUUCUAUUAACGUGCCGUUGGAGAUAGGUAUCGUCCGUCAAUUCCAUUUUAAUUCAAAUGUGCAGACCAUGUCUGUUAUAGCGCGACAGCUCGCGGCUAAGAACUACACAUUUUAUACCAAAGGAGCUCCCGAAAGGGUUUUGAGCAUGUGCAAGCCUAAGUCUGUGCCCAGCAACAUUACAAUCACUCUAUCAUAUUACACGUCGGCUGGAUAUAGAGUCAUUGCAUUUGCAUACAAGGAGCUGCCGGCUAGGAUGAAUUGGCUUCAAGUGCAACGUAUCCAGAGAGAACAGUUGGAAAACGAUUUGGAGUUUCUCGGACUUCUUAUAAUGAGGAACACGCUGAAGGAACAAUCUGCACCGGUGAUAAGACAGUUGCAGCAGGCUAGGAUCAAGUGCCUCAUGCUGACCGGAGACAACAUGUUGACCGCUGUGAGUGUGAGCAGGGACUGCGGACUGCUCCUGCCAUCGACGCCUUUGUCUCAAGUGGUCGUGACGACCACCGAGCCCCGAACUGUCAAACUUCAUCCUCUUCAUUCUUCCUCCGAACACGUUGAAAUCGACGCUUCUUCGUCGUUGGCAGUGGACGGCACCACUUGGACCGAGUUGAACGAAAAUUUUCCAGGUCUGGUGCCUCAAGUCGCUACGAGGAGUGUCAUCUUCGCGAGGAUGUCGCCGCAGCAGAAAGCCCACGUCGUGGAGACGCUCCAAUCUUUGGAUUACAUUGUCGCCAUGGUCGGCGACGGUGCCAACGAUUGCGGGGCGCUUAAAACUGCACACAUCGGUAUAUCGAUUUCUGCAGCAGAAGCUUCGAUCGCCGCCCCUUUCACAUCGUCGACACCGGACGUUACAUGUGUACCAACACUUAUACUUGAAGGAAGAUGUGCCUUAGUCACCAACUUCGGUUUAUUCAACUUCAUGGCUAUGUACAGCCUCAUCCAAUUUACGUCAGUAUUAAUAUUAUAUCUGGAUGGAAUCGAACUCGGUACGAUGCAAUUUCUCUAUGUGGAUCUUGUCAUCACGACGUCUUUGGCAGUGGUCAUGGGCAGAUCCAAACCUUCGGACGUUAUCGUGCCGCAGAGGCCUAUAAGUACGCUCAUCUCUCCGUCCAACAUCAUCCCUCUCUUUCUUCAGGUCGGGCUUUCGAGCGUGAUACAGGUUAUCAGCCUCCACUUGCUGCGGACGGAGCACUGGUUUCGUCCAAUAGAAGUCGAUUUUGGCAACACGGAAGUCCUUUGCUGGGAGAACACAACUAUUUUUAUAAUCAGUUGCUUUCAAUACGUGAUUAUUUCGGUCGCAUACUCCAAGGGGAAACCGCACAGAGAAUCGAUUUACAACAAUUAAAAAAGCUGAAGAUGACGAGAAGCCUAAACGCACCUGACAGACCGAAAUAGAAUUGGACACGAUCAACCUACAGGCUCAUCACAACGCAGACCCCAAGAGGAAAUCUCUUAAUUUUUAAUUCCUGCCUAUUUAUAAAUGUAUAUUAUAUUUAUGUCAAUUAGUUUAUAGAUAUUUUGGUCUAACUGUAACUCAUUUAAAAAAAAUCCAUCUUAACCAUCCGUAAUUUAAAAAAUCUUAUUUUUGUACCUUGGAGGGUAAAAGCUGUUAUAAAGUAUAACAAAUUUCCAGAGGCUAUCCAGUCUUCUGAUUGAUUUUAUGCUUAAAACAAGAAGACAAAAAUAUUGGCUUUUAGUUCUAGUUUAAGCUUUGGUGAAAUUGACCAACAUGCAUUUUUUUGUGACAUUAAUUUUACAAUCAUAGCAAUGCCCCGAACAUGUCAUUUGAGGAUACACAUACAUAUAUUUACAACUAUUUCCAUACAUGGUCCCAUUUGAUAGAGAAAAUUAUGAAUAUUAUUUUUCCAAUUACCCACUUCAUUAUUUGAUUACUAUUCCUCAGAAAGAAGUCUCAGAAACAUUUUGGAUUGGUCCACUGCCCAAAUUAAUGCAGUAUUCUCAAGUCUGUCAUAGAGAUUUUUUUUUCGGUUUUUUGGGUAGAAUUUUCCCAUUUUCUUCACACAAAUGCCAAACUUUAAAAAUAACGU
Molecule: messenger RNA, 3943 nt
Organism: Cimex lectularius (bed bug)
Lineage: Eukaryota; Metazoa; Arthropoda; Insecta; Hemiptera; Cimicidae
Product: probable cation-transporting ATPase 13A3
Exons: 20
Coding region: 211-3240 (1009 amino acids)
Biological process (GO): polyamine transmembrane transport; intracellular calcium ion homeostasis
Cellular component (GO): membrane
Molecular function (GO): polyamine transmembrane transporter activity; P-type transmembrane transporter activity; ATP binding
Source: RefSeq, a predicted model, not a curated record